AUGUGUGUGUGGCCCCUUUAAGAAGUGGGUGAGUGAGCCACGUCCCCAGGCCGGUGCCAGGGAGUCGGGUAGGCUGAGAAAUGCCGUCUCCCUUCUUGCCGGCGCUCUGGGUUCUGCUGUUAAUGUGUGUACCCCACUCCCUGGGCUGGGACACGGCCGAGAUGGAGCUUUUCGACCUGGUGGAGGAAGUGCAGGAGAACUUUUACCGGUUCCUCGGCGUGGAGCAGGAUGCUUCAUCCGCAGACAUCAGGAAAGCCUAUCGGAAAAUGUCUUUGAUCUUGCACCCGGAUAAGAACAAAGAUGAAAAUGCAGAAAUUCAAUUUAGACAAUUGGUGGCUAUCUAUGAAGUUCUGAAAGAUGAAGAAAAAAGACAGAGAUAUGAUGAAGUUUUGGAAAAUGGCCUGCCGGAUUGGCGACAGCCUGUUUUCUACUACCGGAGAGUGAGAAAGAUGAGUAAUGUGGAACUUUCACUGCUGCUUUUCAUUAUCCUGACUGUGGGGCAUUAUGCUGUGGUUUGGUCAAUUUACUUUGAGAAACAACUGGAUGACCUCCUUAGCAGAAAGAAGAGAGAGAAAAAGAAAAAAACAAGUGGUAAGACUAUGGAUGAAGGAAAAGCUGGUGUUCCUGAGAAAAAUGAAAGAUCUGUUGUAAAACCUCACUGGCAGGACCUGUUGCCGUGCAAGAUAGGAAUCUGGUUUUAUUUCUUUCUGAAGUCAUUACCACAGUGCUAUCAGGAUGUUAUGGAUUUUUAUCUGGAAUGGAAAGAAAUGAAAGUGAAGGAAAAAGAAGAAGCAGAAACUCAGGCUCAGUUUGAAGCUGUGCAGAAAGAAAAAAGGCCCAAGGUAAAGAAACCAAAAUCUGAGUUUCCAGUGUACACGGCCCCUACCUCUGGAAGUAUCGCAUAUGUACCAUUACACGAAGAAGCUUCAACUAUUGAGGACAUUGAGGAGCAGGUGACUGACUGGCUGGAAGACAGGCCAAGAGGGUCAAGAAAGGCACCUGAGUGGGCAGAAGAGGACCUCCGCCAGCUGACAAGAAGUAUGGUUAAGUUCCCUGGGGGCACCCCAGGUCGAUGGGAAAAGAUUGCUCACGAAUUGGGUCGAUCAGUGGCAGAUGUUACAACAAAAGCUAAACAAGUCAAGGAUUUUGUUUCAAGCACACCAGGAACGGUAAAACUAUUGGAUCUGAAAUCAGUAACCCAGACUGUAAAGAGCGCUAAACGUGAAACAGUUCUUCCUGACCACAUAAUUACUAAAAGAGAUGAGGAGGUUGAAGGAGAACAUGAGUUUGAAAAUGGGGAUGAUCAAGAUAACUACACAGAGGCAUUGUCCACAGAAACCAGGCCACGGAAACGGAAAACUGCAAAAACAUCAGAGAGAACUCUUAUGAUUCAAGAAGAAAUUGAGCAGAAACAAAAAGGAAGACGCCAGAGGGACUUUGAUAACGCAGAACUGGAUGAUGAUAGUGAUGAAGAGAAGAAAAGGAAAGGGAAGGUUCGACCUUCAGAAGAAAUUGCUGAACUGUGGAACCAAAAUCAACAAAAAUUGCUUGAAUUAGCCUUACAACAGUAUCCAAAGGGGACUCCGGAACGCUGGGAAAAAAUAGCAAAAUGUGUACCAGGAAAAACAAAGGAAGAAUGCAUAAUCAGAUACAAACUAUUGGCUGAACUGGUUAUGAAGAGGAAACAAGCCAAAAGCUGACUGAAAAUGAUACCUGAAGGACUGGUCUCCCUCCAAAAGCAGUAAUGCGCCAUGGACAAAUAUAUUGUAUAAACUUGGAGCCUAGUUGCUUAUAACUUACCUCAGCUUUCUUUUUGCCAACGUCAUGUGCCUUAAUAAAAAAUAUCAAUGUGCCACCAUCUCUUCCAGAAUAAUCAGAUAAUUCAAUAUUAAAAUUCAAUUUGUUCAUUAAAUGCCUUGCACAUCUAGAUAGUUUUAAAUUUAUUUGUAAGAAGCUGAUAUUCUGUACCCCAGUUCCAUACUUGUCUCUGUAUUGGUUAUAAAUUUGUAUUCUUUUCCUUUGCAAAUUGUUGAUAGAGUUUGGAUUCUAGCAGUUUUAAUUGAAUAGUUAUUUAUAACAUACCAACACAGAACAGGAUGUUUUGAGACUAUGUAAAAUUCAAUUACAAAUUAAGAUCUUAAUUAAGGAGAUUAAUUUGAAUCAACUUUUUUUUGUUCUUGCUUCUUUUUCAUCCCCAUGUCUCCUGAACCAUGUUGUAUCAUCCUCUUCUGUUCCAAGGGUGAUAGCAGCUCUUCAGUACCUUGUCUAUACAACCAUUCUUCAUACAUAAACUUAACCUGAGGAUUAAUGUUAAUUGUAGCUGGGUCACACCCAGACCUGUCCUUGGUCAGAAUGCAUAUGUGUACUUCCAGCGUGAGCUUCUGCAUAGUGAGCAGGAUCGGAAUCCUGGCUGACUCCUGUCCCUAGCUCAAAGAUACUGAGACGUGGCUAGGAUCUGCUGAUACUAUGUAAAUGGGUAAUCUGACUAGGAACCUUCCCAUUUAGGAUGGCUCAGUACCACACCAUAUGUUGUUCCUAGCUACUAAACCUUUGCACAGUCCUCUGCAGAUUGAUUUCUUAAAGAAUGCUUAAAUCAAUCAGUUUUAAAUUUUGAGGUUGAAAUGUUGUGCCAAGGAGUUCUGUAAAGUGCACUGUCUUUGCUUAUUUUCUGCAAUCUGUCCAUUUAGUAAGUUAAUGUAUGGUAAAGUUAGCAUUUACUGUAAACAAAGUGAAGCUUUGUUUCUGCAAGUUACAUGUGUUGCUGGAACAUCACAGUGUAGAAACUUUCAUGGUAUUUUUCCUAAAGUCAAACAUUUGUCGAAUUGGCAAAUGUGAUGCAUCUAUGGUUAUAAUUAAGUAUGCUCAAAUUUUGGUUUAUGCAGAAGUCUUUUACUGAUAUUUAUAUUGAUUGAAAAAAAUCAUGGCUUCAUGUAGUCACACAUUUGUAUUGGGAAAUCUACAUGGAACAAGCUAAUCUCAAUUGAGUUAUGAUGAUUUAAGAUUCCAAAACAUUUACUUAUUCCAGCAUAAGACAGAAGUGUGCUUCAGCCAGUAGUUUCCCUUUUGAGUAACGGAUUUUUUUUCUACAUACUAUAAUGUACAGCGCAUCUAGUUCCCAGAGAAUUCAGUUUUAACAUUUCCAUCUGUUGUACACAGUGAAAACUGUUUUCAAAGCUGUUAAUGCUUAACAUGCUUUUAUCACCAGAUAUGUACUGGUACGAACCUGGUAUAAUUUUCAAGUGUCUGGUGUAAACCUCCUGGAUUAAAUAAUACUGGUACAAAACCUCA
Carcharodon carcharias (great white shark) is the source of this 3288-nucleotide messenger RNA. RefSeq names its product DnaJ (Hsp40) homolog, subfamily C, member 1 (gene dnajc1). The record is from RefSeq and is a predicted model, not a curated record. The transcript is spliced from 12 exons. NCBI's taxonomy places the organism in Eukaryota, Metazoa, Chordata, Chondrichthyes, Lamniformes, Lamnidae. Gene Ontology annotation, cellular component: endomembrane system. Bases 81 to 1700 code for a protein of 539 amino acids.